Pan troglodytes (chimpanzee) is the source of this 3217-nucleotide messenger RNA. RefSeq names its product D-glutamate cyclase (gene DGLUCY). NCBI's taxonomy places the organism in Eukaryota, Metazoa, Chordata, Mammalia, Primates, Hominidae. Gene Ontology annotation, biological process: glutamate metabolic process. Gene Ontology annotation, molecular function: D-glutamate cyclase activity. The record is from RefSeq and is marked provisional.
AGAGGGCGGGGUCGCUCACCAGUCCGCAGCUCGUGCUUGACAGUGAGGAGCUGCUCUCCUCCGUCGCCGCCGUCCGCGCUGGUCCCCGCGGCGCCGCCGCUGCUGCCACCCUCCUCCUCCAUCUUCUCCUUUUUUCCGAUCCCGCGGGUCGCUACGAGGGGAUCCCAGGAGACAGCGGACGCCCGUCCCCUCGCAGCCGCUGCCGCGGCCCCAGGAGCCGGGAUGCGGCGGCUCCAGAACUCGGACGCAAAGACGAGUCUCUUUCCCGCUCUGGCCGCACGGCUCGCUCCUCGCCUCCUCCCCCUUCGGCGGGCACCGCUAGUACCGCGCAACCAAACCGCCCCCUGCUCCACCGCCGCCUCCUCAGGCCGCUCCGCCCACAGCUAGCAAGAUUCUCUGCUACUUAUUCAAGGUGACACGAUGCCCUUCACACUCCACCUGAGGUCCCGCCUUCCCUCUGCCAUAAGGAGUUUGAUUCUACAAAAGAAACCAAACAUCAGAAAUAUAUCCAGCAUGGCUGGAGAGCUCCGACCAGCCAGCCUGGUGGUCCUGCCCAGGUCCCUUGCUCCAGCUUUUGAAAGAUUCUGCCAGGCCAACACUGGUCCUCUACCCCUGCUGGGCCAGAGUGAGCCAGAAAAGUGGAUGCUGCCCCCUCAAGGUGCUAUCUCAGAGACCAGGAUGGGCCAUCCCCAGUUCUGGAAAUACGAGUUCGGUGCCUGCACCGGCAGCCUGGCUUCGCUGGAGCAGUACUCGGAGCAGCUGAAGGACAUGGUGGCCUUCUUCCUGGGCUGCAGCUUCUCCCUGGAGGAGGCCUUGGAGAAAGCAGGGCUCCCCAGAAGAGACCCAGCAGGUCACAGCCAGGCGGGUGCAUACAAGACAACAGUGCCUUGUGUUACCCAUGCUGGCUUCUGCUGCCCUCUGGUGGUCACGAUGAGGCCCAUUCCCAAGGACAAGCUGGAAGGGCUGGUGCGGGCCUGCUGCUCCCUCGGAGGUGAGCAGGGGCAACCUGUUCACAUCGGCGACCCAGAACUGUUGGGAAUCAAAGAGCUUUCCAAACCUGCCUACGGGUAUGCCAUGGUGUGUCCCCCAGGGGAGGUUCCAGUGUUCUGGCCUUCUCCGCUGACCAGUCUCGGAGCUGUCAGCAGCUGUGAGACCCCACUGGCUUUUGCCAGCAUCCCAGGCUGCACAGUUAUGACUGACCUGAAGGAUGCAAAGGCUCCACCUGGUUGUCUCACCCCAGAGAGAAUUCCAGAGGUCCAUCACAUUUCCCAAGAUCCUCUGCACUACAGCAUCGCGUCAGUCUCCGCUUCUCAGAAGAUCAGAGAACUAGAGUCUAUAAUCGGCAUAGACCCAGGGAACCGGGGGAUUGGGCACCUGCUCUGUAAAGAUGAGCUGCUGAAGGCCUCUCUCUCGCUGUCCCAUGCCCGCUCAGUGCUCAUCACCACUGGGUUCCCCACACAUUUCAAUCAUGAGCCUCCAGAAGAGACAGAUGGCCCACCAGGAGCUAUUGCUCUGGUCGCCUUCCUGCAGGCCUUGGAGAAGGAGGUCGCCAUAAUCGUUGACCAGAGAGCCUGGAACUUGCACCAGAAGAUUGUUGAAGAUGCUGUUGAGCAAGGUGUUCUGAAGACGCAGAUCCCGAUAUUAACUUACCAAGGUGGAUCAGUGGAAGCUGCUCAGGCAUUCCUUUGCAAAGAUGGGGACCCGCAGACACCUAGAUUUGACCACCUGGUGGCCAUAGAACGUGCCGGAAGGGCUGCCGAUGGCAAUUACUACAAUGCAAGGAAGAUGAACAUCAAGCACUUGGUUGACCCCAUUGACGAUCUUUUUCUUGCUGCGAAGAAGAUUCCUGGAAUCUCAUCAACUGGAGUCGGUGAUGGAGGCAACGAGCUUGGGAUGGGUAAAGUCAAGGAGGCUGUGAGGAGGCACAUACGGCACGGGGAUGUCAUCGCCUGCGACGUGGAGGCUGACUUUGCCGUCAUUGCUGGUGUUUCUAACUGGGGAGGCUAUGCCCUGGCCUGCGCACUCUACAUCCUGUACUCAUGUGCUGUCCACAGUCAGUACCUGAGGAAAGCAGUGGGACCCUCCAGGGCACCUGGAGAUCAGGCCUGGACUCAGGCCCUCCCGUCGGUCAUUAAGGUAACAAACCCCAGCCAGCCGCUCGCCUGGAAGCAGCUUUUACCCUGGAUGAGCAGCAGGCCUGAGGUCCCAAGCCGUAAGCCGAGGGCUGGCACCCUGCUGCCCCUCAAAAGCCAGAGGCAGAGCCAGCCUUAAAGCAAAGGUCUCCUGGAUUGGGUGCCCUUUAAGCUACUCGCGGUUCUGAAUCGUGUGGCAGGCCUGAUCCAAGUGACCAUUUUCCUUCUAGUCUGACUUUGGGUGAGUUGCUUAGCUUCUCUGAGCCUCAUUUUCUUCAUCUGUAAAAUGGGGGUGGUCAGCAUUGUUGGAGGAACCGAAUGCCUCACCCAUGGUGGGUACUUCAUACUGUUAGUGGUGGGCAGGUGUCCUGUCAGCCCCCUCCAAGGAAUUCACCACCCAGCGAGGCCACUAAAACCUCCAGAGUAAGUCAAUCAGCCAUACUAAGGAAAGUGCUAAGGGGGACAGACAAGGUGAGAAGAGAAUCCUAUGGGCUGGAGGCUGCAAGGAAUAAGCCAAGUAGAAGGAGAGGAAUCCCAGCGGGAGGAAUGGGGGGAGCAGGGGCUUGGGAGAUGAGGACAGGCUUAGUGAUGGUUUGUGGGAGACAGCUCUUGAGGUGGAGAGCAGGAGGUAGGGGGUGAGACAAAAGUAGAAGAGGGCUUCAGACCCCAGGGCCCACAAGGAGGAGGUCCAUGAGCCCCUGAAGCUGUUUGCACAAUUGUUCCUGUACAUGUAUUUUUCUGCACAAGACUCUUAGUCUGGGGCCAUUAAGAAUCCCUGGUCCAGCUGGGUGUGGUGACUCAUGCCUAUAAUCUCAGCACUUUGGGAGGCCAAGGCAGGAGGAUCACCUGAGCCCAGAAGUUUGAGACCAGCCUGGACAACAUGGUGAGACCUCAUCUCUAGAAAAAAAUUUUUAAAAUUAGCUGGGCCUGGUGGCAUGCACCUGUGGUCCCAGCUACCUGGGAGGCUGAAGUGGGAGGAUCGCUUGAGCCCAGGAAUCCAAGGCUGCAGUGAGCUAUGUUCACUUCACUGCACUCCAGCCUUGGAGACAGAGUGGGAGACCCUGUCUCAAAAAAAAAAAAAAAAA